AUGUCAGAUUUCAGCGAUAACUUUUCCAGCGGCUCAAAACAUAAUCAGGAUGACUUUGUUCAUGUCACAGAAAAUGAGCAAGACUCUAACCACCUCCCGUCCUCUAAUAUUAACUCUCCUUCCGCCUCCAUAUCAUCCAUAAUAUCCAAACGUUCAAGGCAACAACUACAAAUAGACACAGAUUUCACUCUCCAUCAGUUUGACGAUACAUGGAUAAGACAAACCGAUACACCGUUUCCUUCACCACCUUUCAUAUGCAGUCAUUCUCUCCCGCUCACACCGGAAUUGUGCAUCUUUUCGCCGAUGGAGCUGAAUUAUUCACCGCCUUAUAUUCCAUCAUACCUUCGAUUAAGAGUGGACAAGAUGCAGCAAAAUGGAGAAUCGUCGGUGGAGUUACCAACAGGCUGGACUCAAGGUUCCGAACAUAUCAAAAUUUCAGAUAAUGGACUAAAGAUCACGUAUACCGGGCCGGGAGGCAGUAUUUGGACAGAUGCAGCGGCGGUUAUAACCAAUCAUCCUAUACUUCGCGAAGUUGGGAUGUAUUAUUAUGAAGUGACAAUCUUGGAUGAAGGAUUUAGAGGCAAUAUCGGACUUGGACUUGCAAACCAAUUUAAUCCACAGGAUCGGAUGCCAGGAUGGGAUUGUCACUCGAUCGGAUAUCACGGUGAUGAUGGGCUGCUUUUCACGAACAGCACGGAAGGAGCCAAAUAUGGACCUUUGUAUACCACGGGGGAUACGGUUGGAUGUGGUAUAAACUUUUUUGAAAAUAGCAUAUUCUUUACCAAGAAUGGAAUGAAUCUAGGUAAUGCCGUUGAAAAUUAUACUCUUUUCGGUCCUUUGUACCCGACCAUGGGUCUAAUAAGUAAGGAUGAAUGCGUUGAAGCGAAUUUUGGGGCAAGACCAUUUGAGUACGAUAUCGAGUUUCAUGCGGAGAUGGUAUUUCAAAAUGCCCUGAUGUUUGGUAAAAAGGUAAAACCCGAAUAUGAGUUUUGGUGA
Molecule: messenger RNA, 996 nt
Organism: Acaulospora morrowiae
Lineage: Eukaryota; Fungi; Glomeromycota; Glomeromycetes; Diversisporales; Acaulosporaceae
Source: the annotation of a GenBank genome assembly